Messenger RNA from Lycium barbarum (goji berry), 330 nucleotides. Its product is annotated as serine/arginine-rich splicing factor RSZ21-like. The record is from RefSeq and is a predicted model, not a curated record. The transcript has 2 exons. The coding region runs from base 1 to 330 and encodes 109 amino acids. Gene Ontology annotation, molecular function: nucleic acid binding; zinc ion binding. NCBI's taxonomy places the organism in Eukaryota, Viridiplantae, Streptophyta, Magnoliopsida, Solanales, Solanaceae.
AUGGCCCAUCAGGAUGGCAAUUUUAGUGGUUAUGCUUCUAGAGGUGGGGCCAGUCAAGCAGGACUCAUCAGCAUUAUCCUGGCCACCCCAUCCAACCGUAGAGGUUAUACCGGCUCUUCGACUUCUAUGUCACAGCCCCGAGAGGUUAACUGCUAUGAGUGUGGCAACUUGGGCCAUUUUGCUAGAGAGUGUCCCAAGCCUAGACAGAGUGGAACCCAACAGGAUUCCAAAUUUCAGACUCCCAAGACUGCAACACCUUCAGCGAGCAGGGGUGGACAUUAUAGUAGGGGCGGUGCUCCUACAGGCCGUGGUGGUUCUCAGUCUGCUUGA